CGUAAAUCCAACCCAAUUAUUAGCCCUAUUAAUAAUGCCCUUAUCGACCUCCCGGCCCCCUCAAACCUAAAUUAUAUAUGAAAUAUAGGAUCUCUUUUAGGAAUCUGCCUUAUCAUCCAAAUUCUAACCGGCCUCUUCCUAACAAUACACUAUUGUAGAGACACCUCUUUAGCUUUUUCUUCUAUCAACCAUAUUAUACGUGACGUUAAUAAUCUCUGAUUAAUUCGAAUCGCUCACGCAAACGGGGCCUCCUUUUUUUUUAUCCUAAUUUACACCCAUGUAGGCCGGGGCCUCUAUUUUUUUUCUUUUCAAUUUAAACAUCUCUGACUCUCAGGAGUUUCAAUUCUUCUUAUUUUAAUAGCAACAGCCUUCCUGGGGUAUGUUCUCCCCUGAGGCCAAAUGUCCUUCUGGGGAGCCACUGUAAUUACUAACCUUCUAAGAGCUAUCCCUUACGUAGGAAUAGAUAUCACUCAAUGAAUCUGAGGAGGAUUUGCCAUUAACAAUGCUACACUAACUCGAUUCUAUAGUCUCCAUUUUAUUCUCCCCUUCAUUCUUCUCGCCCUUGUAAUAAUCCACCUAAUCCUCCUUCAUGAAAAAGGCAGUAGAAACCCUCUUGGCCUCCCUCUAAACUUAGAUAAGAUUAACUUUCACCCAUUUUACACUCUAAAAGAUCUUUUAGGCCUUUGUUUCUUCCUUUUAUUUUUUCUAUUAAUCAUCCUUCAACUCCCUUAUGUUUUUUUUGAUCCUGACAACUUUAUUCCUGCAAACCCCAUAGUAACCCCCCCUCACAUUCAGCCUGAAUGAUAUUUUCUUUUUGCGUAUGCCAUCCUACGGUCAAUCCCUAAUAAAUUAGGAGGAGUCAUUGCCCUAUUUCUAAGCAUCCUUAUUCUAGCAACACUCCCUUUUACAAUAAAAAAUAACCUUAAACUUCCCAAUGCUUACCUAAGCCAUAAAACAAUAUUCUGAAUUUUAACCGCUGUAUUCUUCAUACUAACCUUUUUAGGAUCCUGCCCAAUUGAAUUCCCCUUUGUUAACCUUAGUUUAAUUUUCACAAUUCUUUAUUUUUUUAUCUUUAUUAUUAUACCUCUUCUUUCAAUUUAAUCCCCUCUAAAUAUGUCACACUAGCAGCAACCCUGUUAGUGUGGCAUUUUACACGAAAUUUUUAUCAAUUUAUAUCAAAUAAUCCCCCCCCCCUCUAAAUAUGUCACACUAGCAGCAACCCUGUUAGUGUGGCAUUUUACACGAAAUUCUAAGUUAGGUAUCUUUUAUUCUAAGAUCCAAAAUUUAGAAGAACUAACUCCUUUCGUACUAAAGUCCCUACUUACCCUCAGUAGAUAGAAACCAACCUGACUUACGCCGGUCUGAACUCAGAUCAUGUAAGAUUUUAAAGGUCGAACAGACCUAACAAUUUUAGCUUCUACACCAAAAGUUAAUUUUAAUCCAACAUCGAGGUCGCAAACUAUUUUACCUAUGUGAACUAUCCAAAAUAAUUACGCUGUUAUCCCUAAAGUAUCUUAUUCAUUUAAUCAACCUUAUUGGCUAAAAAGAAAGAUUUUUAAUCUUUUUCUAUCGCCCCAAUCAAAUACCUCUUAACAAGCAUACCUUCCAUCCAAGCCAAGAAAUAUUAAGAUUUAUAGGGUCUUCUUGUCCCACUUUUCUAUCUUCUCUUUUUCAAGAAAAAAUCAAAUUCUACUCUUUACUAUAAUAAAGCUAAAUUUCAUAAUUCCAUUCUCUUAGCGCCCAUUUAAAGCCUUAUUUCAAUACCUUUGUGUGGUAUAACCACAGCAAUUUAAACCCAUUGAGCAGAAAAUAUUUUU
Onthophagus taurus is the source of this 1817-nucleotide messenger RNA. NCBI's taxonomy places the organism in Eukaryota, Metazoa, Arthropoda, Insecta, Coleoptera, Scarabaeidae. The record is from RefSeq and is a predicted model, not a curated record.